Aphis gossypii (cotton aphid) is the source of this 7349-nucleotide messenger RNA. It is a transcript of the gene Dpp10, whose product is annotated as prolyl endopeptidase FAP. Bases 1068 to 3659 code for a protein of 863 amino acids. Gene Ontology annotation, molecular function: serine-type peptidase activity; dipeptidyl-peptidase activity. The record is from RefSeq and is a predicted model, not a curated record. Gene Ontology annotation, biological process: proteolysis. The transcript is spliced from 19 exons. NCBI's taxonomy places the organism in Eukaryota, Metazoa, Arthropoda, Insecta, Hemiptera, Aphididae.
GCAGAGUUUAAGUCGGGGUAAAUCCAAUGGCAUCAUUUAAUUUGUCACUGGCGACGCCGUGCAGGAUGAUAAGCUACUAUUUUUUAAGUAGAACUUACUAGAUAUAUGCCUAACCGACCUUCUAUAUAAUUAUUCGAUACACCGCACACCGCAGCUAUUACCUACCUAUAAUGUCUUACGAGGACAACCAUUUCGUCUCCACAAUUUAUCCAAUUAAUCGAUACGGAUACGAGCCAAAUUCGUAAUGUCAUUUUUAUAUCAGAAACCGUCGAUCGCCAUAAGGUAACGUAGUAGUUACUUUUCUGCACGUCUUGAGUUUCAACGAUCGAGACGCGUAUUUUGGGUGUCAGCGGCACACAUGCAUGGAUACCCAUGAUAGAACUAGUAGAAAAUUUCAUAUAUACAUAGAUUGUAUUUUCUUUUGGGAUAUCGAACACAAAAUAGAUAUGUGCGUGGCGCGUGUGUGCGCGGGCGCUCGUGUUGGCGCGAGAGUGAACCAUAAUGAAAUGGGUAAAAAAAAAAAGAAGAGAAAAGGUAUAUUUUACCGGGAGCCGGAAAAAUCCGGGGUGUGUAGUUCGGCUGUUCGGUCGUUAUCGGACGCUGUCGGGUGGUUUCGCGUUUCCCGCGGUUACAUCGCGCCGGGCGUCUUCCGUCCGGCUCGUCGGCGACGGAUGACUCGCGUAUCGGCCCGUACAGAAGCGUGUCGUCGCCGUCGGCCCAACAGCCACGCGCUCGUCUUCGUAGUUUCAGUCGUAAUAGCGUUAAUAAUAUUAUAUAAGACAUUUUUUUUUUUUAAUUAAAAUUAUACGCGAGUAAAAGAAAUUUUUCUCAUUCGUGACUAUAACCCGAAAAGGUUCCGCAAAAAUAUGUUAUAAAUAAUACCACCACCCAUACUUAUUGACGGCUAUCGAAAAGGCAAUGGCCAUCGUCGGAUCUGUAGUCGUACACCAUCACUGUCAUCGACAACAGCACCACCACCACAUCCGCCACACGCCGAAGCUUUCCGUCUUGGUGUUGUUUUAAUAUGGACGACCGGUUCCUGCAAGACAUAUCAGAAAUAUAACGUCAUGUCGACGGAGUCACACAAAUUUACAUCUCUAAGACAAGCUAGGAAAUCAGUUUCUAUUGCAGAAAAAGAGGAAUUGGUCGUAAUUACGCCAAAUGAGCGAAACUGGCGUGGUAUUCUUAUCGCGCUUCUGGUCAUUGUAGCCGUUUUGGGCUUGAUAGUAUUCUUUAUUGUCCUGCUGUCACCGCCAUACAAAGGUCCUAGAAACCUCGGAAGCAAAUUUACGGUCGAUCAAAUUGCCGGGGACACAUUCAAAGCGCCUUCGUUUAAUGGCUCAUGGAUAUCAAGCGUGGAGUUGGUGGUUCGAGAUGCACAAGGUGGCGUCAGCAUAUACAAUGUCGAAACAAACAAACACAAGGUUCUCCUCACGAGUUCGUCUUUUAAACGAGUGAACGCGAAUGAAUUUCAAACGUCAAGCGAUCAAAAUUACGUGCUACUGGUAUCGGACGAGAAAAAAAUUUACACGAAUACGCGGGAGGCCAAGUAUCACGUUUUUGAAGUGUCAACCCAAAAUGGCGUUCCGCUUAUGACUGUCUCUAAAACAGUGGAUGAUGGUGAGCAGAUUUACAUACAAAAAGCGCAAUGGUCACCAACAGGUAGUGGACUAGUAUUUGUAUACAAAAACGAUUUGUAUUACAAAAUCCACGGGAAUCGGCACAGUAGAGUUCUCAGGAUCACGAACACUGGUUCUUCGACAGUGUUCAAUGGUGUACCAGAUUGGCUGUAUCAGGAAGAAAUUUUUAAAUCCGAUAAGGCGUUUUGGUUUUCACCAUCAGGACGGUAUUUAGCGUACAUUACGUUCAAUGAUUCACUGGUUGGCGAGUACAAAUAUCCAGUAUACAACACUAGAUUCCAGUACCCGUAUUAUCAGUCAGUACGAUAUCCCAAGGCAGGAACGCCAAAUCCAACGGUGACUGUGUGGUUGAGAGAUCUGAAAAAUGAUAGUUUAUCAAACGUUACGCUAUUGCAAAAACCACAAGCCUUACAUACGGAAAGUGAACCUUAUUUAAUGCAUGUCAAGUGGGCAAAUGAAAGACGUAUAGGCGUAGUUUGGAUGAAUAGAAAACAAACAAUAAUGGUGAUAUCUGUUUGCUCCGAGCCAAACUGGGAGUGUCAAGACUCUUACGUUGAGAAAAUCGCUGAUGGAAAGGGGUGGUUGGAAAACACCGAAGUCGUUUUCAAUGAAGAGGGCACCAGUUACUUGGCAAUAUUACCUGUACUUGAUGGUCCACGUGGCACAUAUCCACACAUCUGCCUUGUAGACAUAUUCACAAAAAUUGUACUUCCUCUAACGAGUGGGAGUUUUUCCGUCGUUCGAAUCGUCCAGUGGGACCAGACGAACCGACUUAUAUACUUUGAAGCAAUACCAGAGGGAAAACCGUCGCAGAGGCAUUUAUACAAAGUACCCGAUAACGUUAACAGCACAGCAGGCUGGGAAUGUUUGACAUGUCCUCCAAGUGGACCUCAAAAAAAUGCUUCCAAAAUGAACAAUCCUAUGAGUUCAGAUAUCAGCGACUCGUUCCGGUUAAGUCUUAAGGGAUUAGAAUCAUCGAAACUACCACAAGAUUCGUGGCCAGUAAGGACAAAUUCAUGUCUGUAUGUCCGAUCUCAUUUUUGUCGUUACCCGAAUUCUAAGUACUACGUUUUGGAAUGUUUAGGUCCAUUAGUUCCCAAAGUUAUAUUAAUGAACCUGCAGAUAAAUCAUAAAGUAAUGAUUUUAAACAAUUAUACAGCACUGGCAACUAAAUAUUCUACAAUGGCAAAACCCAACAUACAAAUAAUGCAGGUGGAGGUUGAGAAUGGAUUCAUCGCUCAAACUAAAUUAAUGCUGCCCCCUGCAUUUAAAGAAUACGACGAAACCGCAUUUCCGUUUAUUUUAUACAUAAAAGGCAAGCCUGGCACUCAGUCAGUGACUGAAGAGUGGUCUGUGGAUUGGGCUACGUAUUUGUGCAGCAACAAGAAUAUUAUCAUCGCCAUAAUUGACGGUCGUGGUACACUAGGUCAGGGAGACAGGUCCAGAACUUCCAUUUACUACAAAAUGGGAAUCACGGACAUUCAAGAUCAGCUUACAGUUUUAUUGUAUCUCAAAGAUACACUGAAAUUUAUAGACAAAGACCGUAUUGGAAUUUGGGGCAAAGGAUACGGUGGAUAUGCCACUGGAAUGAUAUUGGCCAAACGACCAGAAGUGUUUCGAUGCGGAAUUGCGACAUCACCAAUUACAAAUUGGGCGCAUUUUGAUUCAGCUUGGACUGAAAAGUUGAUGGGCACCCCAAAUGUGACAGACAAUUACCGUGGAUACGAAGACUCAGAUUUAAGCAAAAAGGCAAUUACAUUGGAUAAAAAACUGUUAAUGUUAAUCCAUGGCAGUGCAGAUGAAACGGUCCAUUAUCAGCAUAGUAUGAUGCUGAUUAGGGCAUUAACAGAAAAGGGAAUAUUAUUCAGACACCAAACAUAUCCAGAUGAAGGACACACCUUCGAUGGAUCGACCAAACAUUUAUUGCAUGCUAUGGAACAUUUCUGGGACGAGUGUUUCGGUCCAUUGGAUUUUGAUGACUGGGAUGAGAGCUUAAACUUUUUUGCUUUUACACAAUAAUACAAAAUAGAAACCAGUUUGAUCUAGUGAUGUGUUUAUGACUGGAAUAUAGCAAUUUAUAUUCCUAAAGAGUUACUUAUAUUUAUACAUUAUUUCUUAAACUCACAAAGAAAAAAAAAACUUAAAUAUUGUUGAUAACAUUUUUUUUAAGAACAUUUGUUAUAAUGUUGAUAAAGUACGUUAUUUAUAAUAAUUAUCAUAUGUACUUACUGAGAUAACUUUACAUCCAAUAGCUUCAAAAUCUAUUAUUUUUAAAAGUAUAUUCAAUCGCUUAUUUGUACCUAUAUUAUACGUGUGAAUUUACUUGGACGUUGUGUUAUCAGCUGUGUAUUUACAAUCGUGGCAAUCAUUAAUUUAAAUGUUAGUAUUUUACUAUAUAGAAGCUUUAAAAAUAAAUUAUUUCAUGUAACUAUCUUCCCCCCUGUUAAAACCAAAAACAAAAUGCUUAGAUAAACCACUCUAUUGAGACCAAUAAAAGUCCGUCAACGUCUUCAGAAUGUUUUCCAAUUAUAAAAACAUAUUCACAGGGUGAUCCAUUUCAUAAUAAAAUCAAACUAAUCGUAUUGUAGUCCGAAAAUGUGAUUACAAAAUGAAGACAAUCUGUGUAAUUUGCAAACAAGUGGAAUAUUAAAAAAAUAACACCGAUGUAAAAUAUUUUUUAUUUUUUUUUUAUCACAUUAUCAUUCAAAGCUUAAUGUAUCAAUGCAAUGUAUUUAUCAACUACUAUACCGAUCAGUGUUAAUCAUCGUAAAACUAUUUAUACAGGAUUUAUUGACUAACAGUGGUUAAAUUUUACACAUAUUGCAUUGUAAAUUUUUCAUUCAAAUGAGCAUUUUACUUUCCAAUCAGAAUUAAUCACAGUAGACAGUUUUUGUAACAUUUAAAUUUAUAAUUUUAUCACUUUAUGUAAUUCAGACAUAAAUUUACUAAUUAUUUAACAAUUCAGUUGAAAAUAACAUGAAAAUAUUAUUAUUUGUUCUAUAAUAUAUUCGAUUUUUUGUUUAUUGUUGUGUAGGAUAUCGUAUACAUUAUUUGGCUCAAGUAACUGUGAUAAACCAAUAUAUAACGUCCUAUGACCUAACGUCAUAGCAGUGAAACAAUAAUAAAAUAAAUGCAUUUUAAUUUAAACUAAAAAAAAUCAUAUGAAUUAUUAACUGCCUGAAUAUUUAUUCGUUUAUUUUGAAAAAAAGUUAACAGUUAAUUAAUAGUGAAUACUUUUUAACUAAUAGUUCAUAAUAUAUAUAUAUAUAUUUAAAAUAAUACAAAUAAUCACAUUACUUGUAUUAUUUUUCUUGCAAAUAUGAAAUCAUAUUGGAAAAUAAACUAUUGAUGAUACACACUGUCUAAGGAUUAAAAUAUAUUAUAAUUAUAUUUUAAAGGACUUUGAAGCAUUAAGAUAUUUUAAAUUACCCAAACAAAAAAAAAAAAAAAAUGUAUACCUCUUAAAUAUUUAAGACGUUAUUUAAAUCUGUUUUGCCGGUAUUAUUCAAUAUUGAGUUUAACGAGUUUAAGCGAUUGAAAUAUACAUUAAUAAUUGUUUGAUGAUAUUAUGUUUUAUCUUAGUGCUUGGCACGAGUUUGUCUGUUGUUAUUUGGUUAUACAAAAAAAAAAAAAAAUAACCAUUGUUAUUAUAUUAUUUAAACAUUCCUUUAGCAACUAAAGAUAGGUAAGUAUCUGUACGUUUUCUUUGUGAAUUUUGUGCAUUCAAAUAGUUCAGAUUAUAUUUAAUACAAUUUCAAACAAUUUUGAAUAUAAUAAAAAUACUGUAUAGAUGUAUUCAUUUAAUACUAAGUUCCAUCAGCAUGUAAAUUUUGUUAUUUUGGAAAAAAAUUCAAACUAAUCAUACAAAUGUAAUCAAUAUUAAAAAUGUAUUGUUUUUAUAUGGAUAUAUGUUAUAUUAAUAAUAUUAAAACUUAACUCGAUAUUUAACGUUAAACUAUUGUUUUACGAAAACAAUAAGAUAGUCCAUAAAAAAUAUUAUAUUGUAAGGAAAACGAAUAAUGUGAAAUAAUCGAUUAAGAAAAUUAUUAUGUAUCCCAAUUUUCGGAUCUUUUUUGUGUAAAAUUUUAUUUUUAUAUAUCUCAAAUGUUUUAGGUAUAUUGUUGCUUGUGAUGAAUAUUGUUUUAUGUUAAUUUUGUAAUGAAUAUUUUUUUUUUUUUUUUAUCGCCAUUUUACGUUAAGAGUUAUACCAAAGAGGUGACUGCAGACUGAUUAAUAUUUCCAUUAAGCCUUCAGUUUCGUAUUAAAUUCACUAAUAAAGUAUUAACACAAUUUUAUUUAAAUACAUGCCUAAAAGUAGUCUCAUAUACAUUCCAAUCUUAAAUAAUUGAUAAGCAUAAUAUUUUAAAACGGUAUAUUGCUUUUCAAAAACUUAAUAUUUUCUUGUCUUAUUCCCACAACUUGUAUUUAAUACCAAACUACUAUUACCAUAAUUAAUUGUCUUCGUUUCUCAAUUACUUAAUCUCCACUCGAAAAGUGUAUAAUGUAAUACAAAGUCAAUAAUAUUGUUUAAUUUUAAUCUAACAUAAUAAUAAUAAACUUAACUUACUCUUAACUCCAUAUUAAUUUUCAGAAUAUUAUGAUUUCUUAUAUAGUAUAUUUUAUUAAAUAGAGAUAAAAUUGUCAUGAUUAUAUUAGUAUAAUGUUAUUGAUCCUAAUCUCCCAACAUUGAUGACGAUUCAGUUUAGAUUUGAUCUCUUAGUUUUGUUUAAUACGAAUAAUUUGGCUGUGUUUUAAUAUAUAUAUACGUUUUGUUUUCGUAGUUUUUGUGUUUAUUAUUAUUUUAAAAUUGCAUGCAUUGAGCCCGAGGUUCCAAAAUCCGUCCAGCGCGUACAGCAUAAACUGAUGGUUUAUGUCUCGACUAUUAUUUAGAUUAGAUCGCACGGAUAGCUCUAAACAUCUUAUAAUAUAAUAAUAUUAUUACCGCGGACUAAAUAGUCAGUGGAUUCCCAAAUACAUAAUAUUAUAUAAAUAAUAUUAAAAUAACAAAAUAACGUUUUUAAUUUUUACUGUUAUAAUUAUAUAUUAUAUUAUUCUUAGGUUAAAGUUCCUCUAAUAUAAUAAACUAUUCUAGGUUGGCUUCAGUUUUUGUUUUUAAAAUUUUUAAAACAUAUCAAAUAAGUAAUUUUUCGAUUGCGAAGUACCUAACGAUAUGCUAUUAUAAUAUAAGUUUCCUAUAUUUUAUUCACCAACACUUGGCUCAGUGACGAUACAAGUGUUAAACGCUUUUUUGUAGUAGAUACUUAGUUGUUUUAAAAUGAUUUCGUUAAAACAUUUUGUUAUUGUAUUGUUAUGUAUACAAUUUAUAAAUAUAAAUAUAUAUAAAUAUAUGCAUUUAUAAUUUUUUUUUUAGUGAAACAACAAUUUGUAUUAAAUUUAAUGUCAACGUCUUACAAAUAUCGCCCUCAGUUCAUAAGCGUAUGCUUAUGUUAAAUACACAAUACAAAUAAUACAAUACGUCAUGUAGAUGUGUUUUACUGUGUUAUAUGUGUUUAGCUAUAUAUUACCUACUUUUAAAUAUGAAAUUUGAAAUGUUAAAUGUAAUAUUUUUAACCUAAACGUUUCAUAUGUAUGCUUUGAAUGUAUAAUGUACAUUAAUUACCGCAUUAAUAAUAUUAAUUUAUAUGGUUGUACUAUGUUAUAAUUAUUUAUAUACUAUAUAAUAUACGGAAUUAAAAAAGUAAUUUGCAU